Neohortaea acidophila is the source of this 916-nucleotide messenger RNA. RefSeq lists its product as uncharacterized. The record is from RefSeq and is a predicted model, not a curated record. Lineage: Eukaryota; Fungi; Ascomycota; Dothideomycetes; Mycosphaerellales; Teratosphaeriaceae. The coding region runs from base 180 to 818 and encodes 212 amino acids. The transcript has 2 exons.
AUAAUUGAAAACACUCACGUCGCCAUUCGGGAACGGGAGCUGUAUGAAGAUGCUCGCGAGUCGUCGUUUGGCUCUAUUCGCAGCCCACGGCCGAAUCAGGCUAGCGUAUUGCUGGAUUGGGCAAGUCUCGGGCUGGCUGCACCUGUUUCUCAACGCCAUCAGCGGUGUACGAUGGACGAAUGCCUUUCUUGUUCCACCAGCUGAAUGCCCAUCUAGACUGGCGGACAAUGAGAGCAUCAUCAGCCUGUCGACAUUAUUCGACAUCGAAAUGCGUGCGGCUGGGAAAGGCGAUCGGAUCGUCGACUUGUAGCCUUGCGUGGCCAUCGAGGCGGCCCAGCUCAUCUCCUCGCGGAGACUUGCUGUUCAAACUUCCCUCGAGUUUACCUGAUAGACCAAGCGAAAGCACUAGGAACGCUCGAUGGUCUGCCUGGAACAAAUCUCGACUCGUGUCGAUCACGGCCGGAAAUGCAACGAAUCAGAGUACUGCAGCGGCCGGUACGGAGGUACUUACGAACUUCCCAGUGAGCAUGCCAUGGAGGAGGGGAAAUGGUCGGAAGACGGCAUCGGGUAUACCCGCCCACCACUCAGCCUUGCGUUUUAACACCGCUUAUCGAUCUUUCUCUCCUCUUUCUCUUUCUCUUCCUUACCCUCAUCUCUCUUCGACAAUCUCAAGGCUAAUACUCUUUACAUCUCUCUUCGUCUCUUGUCGAUCUUGCAUCGAUUUUCUGGCAUCUGGCAGCAAUCCCUCUUUCCUUUCCCUCUCUACUUGCGGCACUCUUGGUGUCGCCUCAAGAACCCCUCGUCGUCGGCAGAUGUAAUCGAUUAGUAUCGAUCAACACGAGACCUGGUCGGACGAAGCAGCUAGCAACCUUGGUACAACCAUUUUGUCAUCGGUAGACGUCUUCCAACUCUCCAU